AUGUCCUUUCUUCGACGCCGUCAAGGUGGCCGCCGACAAGACACCGAUGACCGUUGGCGGUCUUUCUCAGUUCCCUCCGAAGUAUUCACAGGUGGCUUCCCUGAUGAGUUUACUCAUACGCGUUUCAACGAGUAUGAACGAAUACCAGCGACCUCCGUUGCAUCGCUGCCGACGCCCCUCACCGCCCAAAGCGAAGACUCCCCACCGUCUACUCCAAUCGACGGUCCGACUCCCACUACCGCUCCGGCUACUAUUCCAGCGAGACCCACAACAGUCCGGCCGACGUUGCGAGUGGUCACCACCACGAACGAGGAAGACGCACUAGAAACCGCUGAUACUGACAAUGAGCUGGUAACCGCGGAGCCAACCUCCCCUGCGGCAGCAACACCAACACCUCAAACGUCAAGGAGCCCCACAACACCACCUCCGCCGCCUCCCACCACGAACCCUUCGCGAUCCACACAAUUUGAUGCAGAACAGCUUGUCUCCACAUCUUCGCCAGAGCCUACCGGGGCCUUCACAUCGCAGCCAGCCGCUCUCGUACCACAGCCUACCACCCUCGUCACAACAACCCCAUCCACCUUGCCCGCCAGCCUUCCCAGCAACACCUUAAUCGACACAUCCGCCUCCAGCAGCCCCAUCCCCACCGCACUAGUAGGUCCCAACAUUCCCGGGGACGGCCCACCCGCCUUCGGAUCCCAAUCCGGUACCAUCCCACCGCACCCGUCGCGUCCCAACACCCUCGCCGCGGCCCUCCCGCCCAUAAUCGUCAUCCUCCUCCUCGGCGGCCUCUUGGCCCUCUACCUCCGCCGGCGACACCGCCGCCGCCGCCAACACCAACAACUCAGCACCCACCCGCUCUCCGAGAAGCUCGUCCCCGCUUACACCUACCCACUCGCGGACUCCGGCGCCUCGACGCCCGUCAUCGGCACCGCGGUCGCAGUGCCCUACUUCCACGCCCACGCCCGCGCUACCACACCGCGCUUCUCUGCCCCCACACCCGCGGUACACGUGCAGUCGCCCUCGCUCGCGAGCCUACACCCGACCCCGCCGGCACCCGUCAUCAUCGCGCCGCUGAGCCGGAGCAACGCGGCAUACUAUUCCGGCAUUGACACGUCGGACGCUGUAUCCGUAACGCCGUCCGGCCGGGCGAUCAGCGCGUACAACCGCUGCUCGAGCGAGGCGGGACACGAGGAGCCGCCGCCACCGUACCGGCCGCGCAGCGUGCCGAGUAUUUCGGAGAGCAGGAACUCGAGUCUGCGCUUGCCGGAGGGGCUGCGGGCGAUGCUGGUUAUGGAGAGGGGCAGGCAGGGGCAGGAGAGGGAGCAUGAGAGGGGGCGAACGGCGGAAGCGGGGGACAGAAGGGGAGAGCGGAAUCCGUUUGAGGACCCGGAUGCGGAUGAGGGCGGUGUGAGCGAUGCGGAGGAUGGAGGCGUGGUGGAUGGGAUGGGCUCGAGGGACAUGGAGGAGAUGAGCGAGGUGUCGGAGCUGAGCUAUCAGAGUGAGGGGGAGGAGGCGGUGCCAAGGAUGGGUGUCUAA
This is a messenger RNA of Coniosporium apollinis CBS 100218, 1539 nucleotides long. RefSeq lists its product as uncharacterized. Bases 1 to 1539 code for a protein of 512 amino acids. Lineage: Eukaryota; Fungi; Ascomycota; Dothideomycetes. The record is from RefSeq and is a predicted model, not a curated record. The transcript has a single exon.